AUGGCUCUAAAUGAUUGUUUGCCUCUGAACUUGGAAGUGGACCAUUUUGUACACUGCAACGUCUCCAAUCACAGUGUGGAUCUCCCCACGAACGACGACUGGUUCCACCCAGGGAUCCUCUAUGUCAUCCCUGCAAUUUAUGGGGUCAUCAUUCUGAUAGGCCUCAUUGGCAACAUCACCCUGAUCAAGAUCUUCUGUACCGUGAAGUCCAUGCGAAAUGUGCCGAAUCUGUUCAUCUCCAGUCUGGCUUUGGGAGACUUGCUCCUCCUGGUAACGUGUGCUCCCGUGGAUGCCAGCAGGUACCUGGCAGACAGAUGGCUGUUUGGCAGGAUUGGCUGCAAACUGAUCCCCUUUAUACAGCUUACCUCCGUGGGGGUGUCUGUCUUCACACUCACGGCUCUCUCGGCAGACAGGUACAAAGCCAUCGUCCGGCCAAUGGAUAUCCAAGCCUCUCAUGCCUUGAUGAAGAUCUGCCUGAAAGCAGCACUGAUCUGGGUCAUCUCCAUGCUUCUGGCCAUCCCAGAGGCUGUGUUUUCUGAUCUACAUCCCUUCCACGAGGAAAGCACCAACCAGACCUUCAUUAGCUGUGCCCCGUACCCACACUCUAAUGAGCUGCACCCCAAAAUCCACUCCAUGGCUUCCUUCCUGGUCUUCUACAUCAUCCCACUGUCGAUCAUCUCUGUCUACUACUACUUCAUUGCCAAAAAUCUGGUCCAGAGUGCUUACAAUCUACCCAUGGAAGGGAAUAUACACAUCAAGAAGCAGAUUGAAUCCCGGAAGCGCCUUGCCAAGACAGUGCUGGUGUUCGUGGGCCUCUUUGCCUUCUGCUGGCUCCCCAACCACGUCAUCUACCUGUACCGCUCCUACCACUACUCCGAGGUGGACACCUCCCUGCUCCACUUCGUCACCAGUAUCUGUGCCCGCCUCUUGGCCUUCACCAACUCCUGUGUGAACCCUUUUGCCCUUUACCUGCUGAGCAAGAGUUUUAGAAAACAGUUCAACACCCAGCUCCUCUGUUGCCGGCCUGGCCUAAUAACCCGGUCUCAUAGCACUGGCAGAAGUACCACCUGCAUGACCUCCUUCAAAAGUACCAACCCCUCUGUGGCCACCUUCAGCCUCAUCAACGGAAACAUCUGUCAUGAGGGGUACGUCUAGACUG
This is a messenger RNA of Equus quagga, 1159 nucleotides long. It is a transcript of the gene GRPR, whose product is annotated as gastrin releasing peptide receptor. Gene Ontology annotation, biological process: G protein-coupled receptor signaling pathway. The transcript is spliced from 3 exons. Lineage: Eukaryota; Metazoa; Chordata; Mammalia; Perissodactyla; Equidae. Gene Ontology annotation, molecular function: G protein-coupled peptide receptor activity. The record is from RefSeq and is a predicted model, not a curated record. Gene Ontology annotation, cellular component: membrane. The coding region runs from base 1 to 1155 and encodes 384 amino acids.